Molecule: messenger RNA, 481 nt
Organism: Phytomonas sp. EM1
Lineage: Eukaryota; Euglenozoa; Kinetoplastea; Trypanosomatida; Trypanosomatidae
Source: the annotation of a GenBank genome assembly
GUUUUAUUUUGCAGCUGAGGCCUUAGUGGCGCCAAAAGGGCCUGUGUCUUGGUCUGAAAGAGGAGCAAUGCAACGUCAACCAUCGACUGGAUAUCUUGCAAAAAGUCUUGACGGUGUUUGGGCUGAGAAGGGUGCGAUAGUAAUGUGCAGGGAUGCAGCGGCUUUUGAAAUUCUAUUGCGUCUCAAUGCGAAUAAUUAUGAUAAGCGCUUCAUAGUUGCAACUCUGAACCCGCAAGAUGCCCAGGAAAGGCUGAAUUCUAGUACCGAGAAGCUGUUGUUUGUGAAAGACAUCGCCAAUGCUGAGGAUGAAAUUCAAGCUUGGCUAGACCCUUUCUGCUCGAUCGCAAAAGGUCACACUUUGGAAAAAAAGAAACGCAUACGAGAAGAAAUCCAUACGAGUAGCAGCGAUGAGGACGAUAGUAGUUGGUCUUCCUCUUAAAACGAUCCUGCUAAGGGUUGUGGGGUGCUACUGCAAAGGAGA